GUGUUGCCUAGGUGAUUGAUGGUCAACAAUGGAUUGGGAUCUCAAAUCUGUCCUGAAAUCGAAGGCCUCCAUUAAGAAGGGCAGGCGAUCGAAUGCUGAAGGAAGCUCCAAGAAGGAAGAAACUACCAGUUCUCCGGUGACAGAGGAGAAAGACUCAAUUCUGGAUAAUGACUUCGAUAUACCGCUCGAGAGGCCGCCUCAGAGGGCACGAAAAAUUGGAGGCUGGGCAGAAGAGCCUCAAAAGAGUGGAAAGAAUCGAACGUCUACAAAUCUCAUUGAACAGGAAAGAUUCCAGCAGUCCAACUCUCCUGAAAAUCCAGAAGAUGAGAUUCCAACAAUUCCUGAUCUGGAUGAUAUUCAGGAUGACAUUCUUCUCAAUGAUAUCGCCCCAUCGCAUUCGAUUUCCGUAAAGAUGGCUGCAACUUACAAGGCUUUAAACUCAGACAUGGUCAAAUUAGGAAACCUGACGUCUCUGGAGGACGUCGAUCUCAGUCCACUGACCAAGUGCCUACAAAUGGAAGCAACAGAGGAACCCGAUGAACCUUGGUACUGGGAGGAGCUCUUUACCUCCGUGACAACUGAAAUAAAUUCCAGCAAAUCCUCCGGAAAAGCCAUAAGCCCAUUCUUGCAUUGAUUGAUCAAAAAUAAAGAAAACUUCAA
Molecule: messenger RNA, 660 nt
Organism: Phlebotomus papatasi
Lineage: Eukaryota; Metazoa; Arthropoda; Insecta; Diptera; Psychodidae
Gene: IFT43
Product: intraflagellar transport protein 43 homolog A
Exons: 5
Coding region: 29-634 (201 amino acids)
Biological process (GO): intraciliary retrograde transport
Cellular component (GO): intraciliary transport particle A; cilium
Source: RefSeq, a predicted model, not a curated record